This is a messenger RNA of Symbiodinium sp. CCMP2456, 1575 nucleotides long. The record is from the annotation of a GenBank genome assembly. NCBI's taxonomy places the organism in Eukaryota, Dinophyceae, Suessiales, Symbiodiniaceae.
AUGAUGGUCCUUUGCAGGACGCUUGUCUUGCUAGCCGGGCUGGUCCGCUUCCAUGGCAUGGGUUCCAAGGAUGGCGUGUGCCCCUCGGUGCGGAAUCGCCAGGACCCUGCUGACCUUCCUGGGCGUCUCAGCCAGAACUCUUCCAGAGAUCUGAAUGCCAUGCUUCAGAUCACAAGCCGCGAAGCUUUGGGAAGGAGCUCGACCAAGGAGCUCUGUGACAGCAUCGCAGGUGCCGUCGGGCAGAGUGCGAAGAUGCAGCACUCCAAGCACCUCGUGCAGUAUAUCUGCGGUCUGCUCCCGAUCGAAGAUUUGCCAAACUUGGCUUCCGGCUGCUUCGCUUUCCCAACCGACGACCUUCUCGGCAAAUUCCUGAGAAGCCAUGGCCAGAAGCAGAUGGACCCGUACUUCGCGCUGAAGCUGGUGAAGGGCUUCUUCUUUCCCAAGCGCGUGACCACCUUGAGAGGCUUCAGCUACCAAGGUUGUGCUGGCGGCCUGCGCGUGGGCACCGUGUGUUCGCCCUGGCAGAAAGUCUCCUCCACUCGCUUGGGCAACAAUGAGAUCUUCACGAUUGGCAUUCUAUUGGGCGAGUACCACGAGGAGCUGGAUCCGAGCGGAAGCAUGCCAAGUUUUCAUCUGGAUGCUCCCGAGCACCAAGGAGGCCUCCAAGUGAAAAAGGCGGCAAAGAAGGCGGCGGCAAAAGCUGCGAAUUUGCUGGCCAGCGACAGCCAGCUCUCGAAGCAGAGUUACAAGUGUCGCUUUUCAGGCUGCGACAUCGACCUUUCAAGGCAGUCGGACGGGAAAUGCGACUGUGAGCAAUGCGAGGAUGAACCCGGGCUAAGCUGCGAAUCAUGCGGUGGCUGCCCAAACUUGUGCACCGACAGCCCAGCAGAUUGCUUUCUACUCCGGCAGAACUUCACCUGCAAUGACGGCUGCGUCAUCCCGGCGGGCAAGGUCGACAACAACAAGUGCGACUGUUCCAAUUGCGAGGAUGAAUCGCAAUUCACCUGCGAAGUCUGCCACCCGUGGUUCAAUGCUUGCCAUGCAGAAUGCGGGCGAAAAGAAUCUGACUUCAUUUUUGCGCUGGAGGAGUGCCAAACGGUGGAGUCAAUUGUUCCGGAUGCAACCGGCCCUCCAACUAGUUUUGCGUGGACGAUCCCCGUCCAUUUCUAUUUCUGCGAUGAUCAUGCGAAUGGUGGUGUGAAUGUCUCCAGUCAAGUGACUUCGCAGAUGCUGUCUGAUCAAAUUCGCCAGCUGAACCGAGACUUUAGUGGUCAAGAAGUUUGCCAAAUCGACCCUUUCUACGAGGUUGCGCAGGCCGACGUUCAGAUCCAAUUUUGGUUGGAGGGCAUCACCACCAUCGUGGACAGUAAGUGCUCCGUGUGUGGAGUGCCUGCACCCGACAAUGUCCCGCCCAAUCUGCCCGGGGAUUCCUGGGAGUGGCAGGACUCCCUGGUUCGCCCUAUGCCAACCGACCUACCUUCAAUGAUGACUAUCGCGCAGUGGCUGUGGAUCCCGGGGCCCUUACCGGCGGGCAGCUUUCAGCCUACGCUCAGGGAAAGACGCUCACCCGCAUGA